Penicillium manginii is the source of this 1623-nucleotide messenger RNA. Its product is annotated as cytochrome P450. The transcript has 4 exons. The annotation marks the transcript as partial. NCBI's taxonomy places the organism in Eukaryota, Fungi, Ascomycota, Eurotiomycetes, Eurotiales, Aspergillaceae. The record is from RefSeq and is a predicted model, not a curated record. Gene Ontology annotation, molecular function: oxidoreductase activity, acting on paired donors, with incorporation or reduction of molecular oxygen; heme binding; monooxygenase activity.
AUAUCGGACAAUGAAGAGCUCGCUUGGACGGCGAAGCUUUACUUGUUACUUAUCUCGUCUGCCGUGGGAAUCUUUGCUGCGCUCAUCAUCGCAAUCGUUCCAUAUUCCUGGGCCAGCUUCCGACCGAAGAAUUUCCCACCAGGUCCCAAACCAGUUCCCUUCCUAGGAAAUCUGAAUUUGAUUCCUGCUUCAAAGUCAUUUGCACUCUUUCACCAGUGGACAUCAAAGUACGGUCCAAUAAUAGGUCUCAAAUUCGGGCCGGCAAACGUUGUAGUUUUGAAUAAUUGGAGGGAUGCCCACGAACUUCUCGAGAAGCGAAGCGCAAUCUACUCAUCCCGACCCCCGAAUUACAUCGCGAACGAGCUGAUCUGCAAAAGACAAACACACAUCCUCUUCACCCCCUACGGAAGUGAAUUCAAAGCUCUCCGCAAAUCAACCCAGGGCCUUUUUGCACCCCGCGAACUCGCAGCUGUGCUCCCUAUUCAACAGGCAGAGGCCGCUCAGACCGCAUACGAUAUCCUCCGCGAGCCGGGGCAAUACUACGAGCACAUCCAGCGAUAUACUACUGCAGUGAUUCUCGCAUCUGUGUACGGGCAGAGAGGCGAGACUUUCGAUUCUCCAAACAUCCAAGCUCUCUACGAUGUUCAGAACCGCUUUACUGCGCUCUUGGAGCCGGGUGCAGCCCCGCCAGUUGACGGGAUGACAUUCUUGAAGCAUAUUCCCGAGUUCCUCGCUCCGUGGAAGCGGAUGGCAAGAGAGAUAAGACGUGAUCAACGAGAAAUUUACUUCAGACUCUACAACGGGACCAAGGAGCGAAUGGGGCGAGGGAUUAGAGUUGGUUGUUUCAUGGAGAAGCUUAUCGACGAUCAGGCGAAGAAUAUUAUGGAUGACGAACAUACUGCAUACCUGGGUGGUGUUUUUAUGGAAGCUGGGUCCGAUACAACUUCGUCUACACUUUUAUCGUUUCUUCUUGGUAUGGUUGAGAAUCCUGUCGCGCUAAAGCGUGCUCAGGAAGAUGUGGAUGCGGUUUGCGGCUUGGAACGGUCGCCGACUUUAGCUGAUCUGGAAAGUCUACCGUAUAUCGAAAGCUGCAUGCAUGAGAUACUUCGCUGGAGACCAGUUGCAGCUGGUGGAAUUCCACACAUGCUCACGCAAGAAGACUCCUAUAAAGGCUACAACUUCCCCGCGGGAACCAUUUUCUUCGCCAACACCUGGGCCAUCCACCACGACGAAAACGAAUAUGACGAUCCCGACACUUUCAAUCCCGACCGCUGGCUCGGAGGAAACACGUACGGAACCAAGGACAGCAUCAAAAUGGCACCAAAUGAGCAGCGCAAAACGGCUUAUGGCUGGGGCGCUGGACGCAGAAUUUGCCCUGGCCAGAAACUCGCAGAGACUUCGUUGAAGAUUAAUAUUGCAAAGUUGGUAUGGGCUUUUGAUAUUGAGCGAGAUGUGUCUGCAAGCUCGCCUGAUAUUUCGGUCGAUACGGGGUACGAAGGUGGAUUCUUGAUUUGUCCUAAAAGAUUCCCUCUCAAGAUUACGCCCAGGAGUGAGGCCCACGCAGAUAUAAUUCGGCGUGAGUUUGAUGGGAUGAAGGAAAUGUUUGCGCGGUUGGCUAAUUGA